AUGGGAUUAGCUUCAAAGAUAGCCUUGUCACGUCAUCAGCUAAACGUUGUCGGUUCGGAACGCCUUUUAUUGGCCAUUGACAAAAGACCUAGUAAUCAGCCUUUGAUUACAGUCAGCAAUCACCAUUCGUGUCUUGACGAUUUUUUCUUGUGUGGUUCGUUGCUUAAACUUAGGCAUUUUGCUAAUGUAACCGUAUGUCGUUGGUGCUUGACAGCUGUAGAUAUAUGUUAUACAACUUCGCUUCAUACCAACUUCUUCUUCUGGUUCAGAGGAGUUCCUAUAUGGCGAAGGGUUCGUGAUCCGCUAUCUGGUAAAAUAACUCACUUUGGUGGGGGGGUUUAUCAACCUAGUAUGGAUUUUUGCAUCAAUUUACUAAAUUCUGGCCAAUGGGUACAUGUAUUUUCCCAGGGGAGAAUUAUUCAACCUCAUGAACGUGGUUCUGAAAAAAAUAUUCGCCUGCGUUGGGGAAUCGGACGAUUGAUAGCCGAAUCAAAAGAAGAUCCACUUGUAAUUCCUGUUUGGCAUUGCGGUCUAGAUCAACUAAAUCCUUCUGAGGUUCCGAAUACGUCUACUACGCUGUCAUGUAUAUUUGGAAAACCGCGUCAACUGACUGUUGUAGUAGGUAAACCAAUCGAUACCCAUGGUUUACGUGAAGAAUUAAAGAAUAAUUCAUCUGAAUAUUUGGCCUCAUCAGAAUUUCGUUCACAUAUUCACUCUGUGUAUACUCAGGUUGUCCAAGAACAGCUAUAUAAACUCAAAGAAGAAGCCGAAUGUGAGCAUCAAAGACUAAAUCUGAUCUAA
Schistosoma intercalatum is the source of this 801-nucleotide messenger RNA. Lineage: Eukaryota; Metazoa; Platyhelminthes; Trematoda; Strigeidida; Schistosomatidae. The record is from the annotation of a GenBank genome assembly.